This is a messenger RNA of Stegostoma tigrinum, 9439 nucleotides long. RefSeq names its product filamin C, gamma b (actin binding protein 280) (gene flncb). NCBI's taxonomy places the organism in Eukaryota, Metazoa, Chordata, Chondrichthyes, Orectolobiformes, Stegostomatidae. Gene Ontology annotation, biological process: actin cytoskeleton organization. The transcript is spliced from 49 exons. The record is from RefSeq and is a predicted model, not a curated record. Gene Ontology annotation, molecular function: actin filament binding. Bases 163 to 8436 code for a protein of 2757 amino acids.
CGGCGGGGCCACCAGCGCGGCCAUUCGGCGGCUGGUAGCCGGGCGGAGAGGGUGGAAGUGAGAAAGAGAGAGGACCGGAACCGGGAGUGAGCAGGAGGGGGGAGUUACCGCGGCGAGACCCACUCUGUAGAGUCCGGAGAAGAAGUUUCCCGGAGGCGGACGAUGGAGCAGCAAGAGGCGGCGGCCAAUGGCCAGGAGGACGGGGAGAUGCCGGCUACUGAGAAAGACCUGGCGGAGGACGCUCCUUGGAAGAAGAUCCAGCAGAACACGUUCACCCGCUGGUGUAACGAGCACCUCAAGUGUGUGAACAAGAGGAUCGGGGACCUGCAGAAGGACCUGAGCGAUGGCCUGAAGUUGAUCGGAUUGUUGGAGGUGCUCAGCCAGAAGAAGAUGUACAGGAAGUACCACUCGCGGCCCAACUUUCGCCAGAUGAAGCUGGAGAAUGUGUCUGUGGCGCUGGAGUUCCUGGAAAGAGAGAGGAUUAAACUGGUCUCCAUCGACAGUAAGGCUAUUGUGGAUGGGAACUUGAAGCUGAUCUUGGGCCUGAUUUGGACACUCAUCCUCCAUUACUCCAUCUCCAUGCCCAUGUGGGAGGAUGAGGAUGAUGAAGAUAUCAAGAAGCAGACUCCCAAACAGAGGCUGUUGGGGUGGAUUCAGAACAAGAUUCCACAACUUCCAAUCACCAACUUUAACCGGGAUUGGCAGGAUGGCAAGGCGUUGGGGGCAUUAGUGGACAACUGCGCCCCAGGUCUGUGCCCUGACUGGUUGGACUGGGACCCAAACCAACCUGUGGACAAUGCCAGGGAGGCCAUGCAGCAGGCUGAUGACUGGCUGGGAGUCCCUCAGGUGAUUGCUCCUGAAGAGAUUGUGGACCCCAAUGUAGACGAACACUCGGUGAUGACCUACCUUUCCCAGUUCCCCAAAGCAAAGCUCAAACCUGGUGCUCCCCUCAGGACCAAAAUCAACCCCAAGAAAGCUCGUGCUUAUGGACCAGGAAUUGAACCCCAGGGUAACAUGGUCUUAAAACCAGCAGAGUUCACUGUGGAGACGAUUGAUGCCGGUCUUGGGGAGGUUCUAGUCUACGUGGAGGACCCUGAAGGUCAUACUGAAGAGGCGAGAGUGGUCGCAAACAAUGACAAGAAACGUACAUAUUCAGUGUCCUAUAUACCCAAAGUUGCUGGACUGCACAAGGUAACGGUAUUGUUUGCUGGGCAGCAGAUUGACAAAAGUCCUUUCAAUGUUCAAGUUGGCAUGGCACUGGGUGAUGCCAAUAAAGUGACUGCCCGAGGGCCUGGCCUGGAACUGAACGGGAAUGUGGCCAAUAAGCCGACGUACUUUGACAUUUACACUGCAGGUGCUGGAUCAGGAGAUGUCGGGGUUGUUAUUGUCGAUCCCCAGGGUCGACGGGACACGGUGGAGGUAAUUCUGGAGGACAAAGGUGACAGUGUUAUGCGCUGCACCUACAGGCCCCUGCUUGAAGGCCGUCACACCAUCUAUGUAACGUUUGCUGGGGCCCAGAUACCCAAGAGCCCUUUCACUGUCAACAUCUCAGAAGGAGCCCCCUCUCCGAUCCCGGUUGCUGCUCCAGUUCCGAUUACGAUCGUUCCUCAGUCCAUUCGCACCCCGCCAGCAGACAAGGCAAAGAAAGCUCCACCCCCACCUCCCAAACCCAAACGACCACCGUGCAACCCGAAUGCGUGUCGAGCCUCUGGGAGAGGGCUGCAGCCCAAAGGGGUGCGAGUGAAGGAGGUGACAGACUUCAAGGUCUUCACUAAAGGAGCAGGAACUGGAGAGCUGAAGGUCGUCAUCAAAGGACCCAAGGGCACAGAGGAGCCUGUCAAGGUUCGUGAUGUUGGAGAUGGUGUCUACGAAUGUGAAUAUCACCCAAUGAUUAGUGGAAAGUAUGUGGUGACCAUCACUUGGGGCGGUUAUGCUAUUCCCAGGAGUCCAUUUGAGGUGGAGGUUGGACCAGAAGCUGGGGCUCAGAAAGUGCGAGCCUGGGGACCAGGCCUGGAGACUGGGGUCGUGGGCAAGUCAGCUGAUUUUGUUGUUGAAGCGAUUGGAACCGAAGUUGGGACACUAGGGUUCUCCAUCGAAGGGCCCUCUCAAGCUAAGAUUGAAUGUGACGAUAAAGGUGAUGGGUCUUGUGAUGUGCGGUACUGGCCCACUGAGCCUGGUGAUUAUGCUGUUCAUGUGAUCUGUGACGAUGAAGACAUUAAGGACAGUCCCUACAUGGCUCACAUCCUCCCUGCAAACAAUGAAUGUUUCCCAGAGAAGGUGAAAGCUUUUGGCCCAGGUUUGGAGCCGACAGGCUGCAUUGUGAACAAACCAGCUGAAUUUACUAUUGAUGCACGGGCAGCAGGCAAGGGUGAACUGAAGAUCUACGCGCAGGAUGCGGAAGGCAUUCCUAUUGACAUCCAGAUCAAGGACAACCGAGACAACACGUUCAAGUGUGUGUACGUGCCCCGGAAACCCAUCAAACACACCAUCAUCAUCAGCUGGGGUGGUGUCAAUAUCCCCAACAGUCCUUUCAGGGUAUCAGUGGGUGAGGGUUGUCACCCACAGAAAGUGAAAGUCUACGGACCAGGUGUGGAGAAAACUGGACUCAAGGCUAAUGAGCCCACGUAUUUCACUGUGGAUUGUAGUGAGGCUGGACAAGGUGAUGUGAGCAUUGGCAUUAAGUGUGCCCCAGGAGUCGUGGGACCUGCUGAGGCUGACAUUGAUUUUGACAUCAUUAAGAACGACAAUGACACUUUCACUGUGAAGUACACGCCUCCUGGACCAGGACGCUAUACCAUCAUGGUGCUAUUUGCUGACCAGGAAAUUCCUAUCAGCCCAUUCCGUAUUAAGGUGGAGCCAUCACAUGAUGCUGGAAAGGUCAAGGCUGAAGGCCCUGGGUUGAGUCGGACUGGUGUUGAGGUUGGCAAACCCACUCACUUCACCGUCUACACAAAGGGAGCUGGCAAGGCCGCACUGGACGUCCAGUUCACUGGAGCGGCGAAAGGAGAGGCUGUCCGAGACUUUGAGAUCAUCGAUAACCAUGACUACUCAUACACCGUGAAAUACACAGCUGUGCAACAGGGUAACUUGCUGGUGGCAGUGACUUAUGGAGGUGACCAGGUUCCCAAGAGUCCAUUUACUGUCAGUGUGGCUCCACCUCUCGAUCUGAACAAGGUUAAAGUGCAGGGACUCAACAACAAAGUUGAUGUUGGGAAGGAUCAGGAAUUCAGUGUUAACACUCGAGGUGCAGGGGGUCAGGGCAAGGUUGAUGUGAAAAUCACCUCUCCUUCCCGCCGACCUAUCCCUUGCAAAGUGGAAACCGGUUCUACCAAUGACAUUCAUUCAGUGAAGUACAUGCCACCUGAGGAGGGGCCUUACAAAGUGGACAUCAGUUACGAUGGACACCCAGUACCUGGAAGCCCUUUCACAGUGGAGGGAAUCAUGCCCCCGGACCCCACCAAGGUUCGGGCCUAUGGGCCAGGCCUCAAAGGUGGUGUAGUUGGAAAAGCAGCUCCCUUUGCCAUUGACACUAAGGGUGCUGGCACUGGUGGACUUGGUCUGACUGUAGAAGGUCCUUGUGAAGCAAAGAUUGAGUGCCAAGAUAAUGGUGAUGGUUCCUGCUCUGUCUCGUACCUCCCAACAGAACCUGGUGAAUAUACGGUCAAUAUUCUGUUUGCUGAGGCCCACAUCCCAGGAUCCCCCUUCAAAGCAGACAUCAAGCCUCUCUUUGACCCCAGCAAGGUCACAGCCAGUGGCCCAGGGCUGGAACGCGGUAAAGUGGGCGAAGCAGCGACGUUCACUGUCGAUUGUUCCAAGGCAGGGGAUGCUGAGCUGACAAUUGAGAUCAUUUCUGAAUCUGGUGCCAAAGCUGAAGUUCACAUUCAGAACAACAGUGAUGGGACUUUUGGCAUCACCUACAUUCCACCGUUCCCUGGCAUGUACACCAUAACCAUCAAGUACGGUGGGCAUGCAGUGCCCAAAUUUCCAGCCCGUGUCAGGGUCGAUCCAGCCAUUGACACCACAGGGAUGAAAGUGUUCGGACCAGGAGUUGAGCCUCGUGGAGUCCUCCGGGAGGUUACCACUGAGUUCACUGUAGAUUCUCGGUCUCUUAACAAGACUGGUGGGAACCACAUCAAAGUUCGUAUUGCCAAUCCAUCUGGUGCCAUGACUGACAGCUACAUCAAGGACAACGGAGACGGAACAUACCACGUGGAGUACACUGCCUAUGAAGAUGGAGUGCAUGUGAUCGAAGUACUCUAUGACGAUGUCCCGCUUCCCAAGAGUCCAUUCAGAGUUGGAGUCACUGAAGGAUGUGAUCCAACCCGUGUUCGGGCUUAUGGGCCAGGUCUGGAGGGAGGCCUAGUCAACAAGCCCAACCGAUUCACUGUGGAAACCAGGGGAGCAGGUACUGGAGGCCUUGGGCUGGCCAUUGAGGGGCCUUCAGAGGCUAAGAUGUCCUGCAAGGACAACAAGGAUGGCAGCUGCAGUGUUGAGUACAUCCCCUUCACCCCUGGAGAUUACGAUGUCAACAUUACAUUUGGAGGGCAUCCUAUUCCAGGAAGUGCAUUCCGCGUGCCAGUCAAAGAGCUGGUAGACCCGAGCAAGGUGAAGUGCUCCGGCCCUGGGCUGGGCACUGGGGUACGGGCACACGUACCCCAGACUUUCACUGUUGAUUGUAGCAAGGCUGGGCUGGCACCGCUCAAGGUGCUGAUCCUUGGACCUACAGGUGUAUCUGAGCCUGCGAAGGUUAUUGAUAAUGGCAACGGGACCCACACUGUUCACUACACGCCCGCCACGGAUGGGCCCUUCACUGUGUCUGUCAAAUAUGCAGACCAGGAGGUUCCUCGCAGUCCCUUCAAGAUUAAGGUUCUGCCGGCCCAUGAUGCCAGCAAAGUGCGAGCGAGUGGGCCAGGACUUAAUGCCUCUGGAGUGCCUGCUAGUCUCCCUGUUGAGUUCACCAUUGAUGCAAGAGAUGCUGGAGAGGGACUGCUUACUGUGCAGAUCAUUGAUCCUGAGGGAAAACCGAAAAAGGCUAAUAUCCGUGAUAAUGGAGACGGAACAUACACCGUGUCCUACCUUCCUGAUAUGACUGGACACUACACCAUCACCAUCAAAUACGGAGGUGACGAAAUACCUUACUCACCAUAUCGUAUCCAUGCUGUGCCAACUGGAGAUGCCAGCAAAUGUCUGGUCACAGUGUCGAUCGCCGGCCAUGGACUAGCGGCAGGACUGGGUCCCACCAUCCAGAUUGGCCAGCAGACUGUCAUCACUGUGGACGCUAAGGCUGCCGGCAAAGGGAAGGUCACGUGCAAGGUCUCGACCCCUGAUGGAGCUGAGCUGGAUGUUGAUGUGGUGGAGAAUCGAGAUGGGACUUUCGACAUCUAUUACACUGCACCAGAACCUGGCAAAUACGUCAUCACCAUCCGCUUUGGUGGUGAACUUAUACCAAAUAGCCCCUUCCACGUGGUGGCCUGUGAUGCCAUCCCCACCAUUGAGGAGCCCUGUGAAACGUUGCAGCUACACCAGCCCUACGUGCCUUCCCAUGCUGGCUAUCCAACACUCUGGGCCACUGAGGAGUCAGCUGUCCCAGUUGAUGUCCUGGAUCAUGGUCUCCGGCCGUUCAACCUUGUCAUUCCGUUCACUGUGCAGAAAGGAGAAAUCACAGGUGAAGUCCGAAUGCCAUCUGGUAAAACUGGCCGCCCAAAUAUUACUGACAACAAGGAUGGAACCAUUACUGUGAAAUACGCUCCCAUCGAGAAGGGACUCCACGAGAUGGACAUCAAAUACGAUGGCAACCACAUCCCAGGUAGCCCACUGCAGUUUUAUGUGGAUGCCAUCAACAGUCGUCAUGUGACUGCUUUUGGGCCUGGUCUGAGCCAUGGAAUGGUGAAUAAACCUGCAACGUUCACCAUAGUCACCAAGGAUGCUGGUGAAGGUGGACUCUCCCUUGCUGUGGAAGGUCCCUCUAAAGCUGAGAUCACAUGCAAGGACAAUAAAGAUGGCACUUGCACUGUGUCAUACCUGCCCACUGCCCCUGGAGAUUACAACAUCAUUGUUCGUUUUGAUGACAAGCACAUUGCAGGGAGUCCCUUCACUGCUAAGAUCACAGGUGAUGACUCUAUGAGAACGUCGCAACUCAAUGUCGGCACAUCCACUGAGGUCUCACUGAAGAUCACGGAGACUGACCUUAACCUACUCAAUGCCAGCAUCAAAGCUCCGUCGGGUAAUGAGGAGCCCUGCUUGCUCAAGAGGCUGCCCAACAGGCAUAUUGGCAUCUCAUUCACCCCAAAGGAGGUAGGAGAACAUGUGGUGAGCGUGAAGAAGAACAGCCGGCAUGUUACAAACAGCCCCUUCAAGAUCAUGGUCGGGGCCUCUGAGAUUGGCGAUGCCAGCAAAGUGAAGGUUUCUGGGAAGGGCCUGGUGGAGGGUCAAACAUUUGAGGUUUCUGAAUUCAUCGUGGACACGCGUGGUGCAGGCUAUGGAGGACUUGGUCUGUCCAUUGAGGGUCCCAGCAAAGUUGACAUUAAUUGUGAGGAUCUGGAGGAUGGAACAUGCAAAGUGACCUACUGUCCAACUGAACCAGGCAACUACAUCAUCAACAUUAAGUUUGCUGACCACCAUGUGCCAGGAAGUCCCUUUACAGUGAAGGUGACUGGUGAAGGAAGGAUUAAGGAGAGUAUCACAAGGCGACGCCAGGCUCCCUCUAUUGCCACAGUCGGCAGCACCUGUGACCUCAACUUGAAGAUACCAGGAAACUGGUUUCAAAUGGUAUCUGCUCAGGAACGUUUGACACGGACCUUUACCCGCAGUAGCCAUACCUACACACGCACGGAGCGCACAGAGAUCAGUAAAACUCGGGGCGGAGAGACUAAACGAGAGGUGCGAGUGGAGGAGUCCACGCAGGUCGGAGGGGAUCCUUUCCAUAAUGUCUUUGGCGAGUUCCUGGGCCGGGACAGCCUGGGUUCUUUCACCAACAUCCCCCGGGCCGAAGUGGAGGUUGGGGCUAAGGAGAUGACUGCACAAGUAACCAGCCCGUCUGGGAAGAUUGAUGAAGCAGAGAUCAUCGAAGGCGAUGACAGCACGUACAGUGUGCGCUUUGUACCACAGGAGAUGGGCUCCCACACUGUCAAUGUCAAAUACCGUGGCCAACAUGUGCCUGGUAGCCCCUUCCAGUUCACAGUGGGGCCUCUGGGCGAGGGAGGCUCCCAUAAGGUUCGUGCUGGUGGUCCUGGUUUGGAGCGGGGAGUUGCUGCCGUGGCUGCGGAGUUCAGUAUCUGGACCCGUGAGGCGGGAGCUGGAGGCCUUUCCAUUGCUGUGGAAGGCCCAAGCAAAGCUGAGAUCUCAUUUGAGGAUCGCAAGGAUGGAUCGUGUGGAGUUUCCUACAUUGUACAAGAACCUGGUGACUAUGAAGUAUCCAUCAAGUUCAAUGAUGAGCAUAUUCCUGACUCGCCGUUUGUUGUUCCAAUUGCCUCUCCCUCUGACGCUGCACGUAGACUCACUGUCACAAGUCUCCAGGAAUCCGGAUUAAAAGUUAAUCAACAGGCCUCGUUCGCAGUUCAGCUGAAUGGUGCAAGAGGGGUCAUUGACGCCAAAGUGCGGACUCCAUCGGGCUCUGUCGAGGAAUGUUAUGUGUCCGAGGUGGAUGCUGAUAACUUUGCAAUCCACUUCAUUCCACGGGAAAAUGGUGUCCACUCCAUAGAUGUGAAGUUCAACUCCAGCCACAUCCCAGGCAGCCCCUUCAGGAUCCGAGUAGGAGAGCCAGGCCAAACUGGAGAUCCCGGUCUGGUCUCGGCCUAUGGCCCAGGCCUGGAAGGAGGAGUCACAGGGGUCCCCUCUGAGUUUAUUGUCAAUACGUGUGAUGCCGGGGCUGGUGCACUGUCAGUCACCAUCGAUGGCCCAUCCAAAGUGAAGAUGGACUGUCAGGACUGUUCUGAGGGUUAUAAGGUCACCUAUACCCCCAUGGCUCCUGGAAACUACCUGAUCUCCAUCAAAUACGGUGGCCCUCAGCAUAUCGUUGGGAGUCCAUUCAAAGCCAAGGUGACAGGUGUCCGCCUCUCUGGGGGUCACAGUUUACACGAGACAUCUACUGUUCUGGUUGAAACAGUCACCAAGUCGGCCACAGUUGGCAGAUACGGAGCAAUGCCCAAAUUUGCAUCGGAUGCCAGCAAGGUGGUAGCUCGAGGACCCGGCCUGUCCAAGGCUUUCAUUGGGCAGAAGAAUAACUUCACCGUAGACUGCAGCAAAGCAGGAACCAACAUGUUGAUGGUGGGAGUUCAUGGUCCGAAGACUCCAUGUGAAGAGGUGUAUGUGAAACAUAUAGGGAGCCGGGUUUACAAUGUCACAUACACGGUCAAGGAGAAGGGUGACUACAUACUGAUUGUGAAGUGGGGAGACGAGAGUGUGCCAGGCAGUCCUUUCCAUGCCACUGUCCCCUGAGCGGCUGAUCAACUAACAGUCUUCAUUCACAUCUCCAGAGGAUCCAAACUGUCAAAUUCACAAACCUUUAACUUUAAAACCAAAGACACCUUUUUUUUUUUCUUCCCCUCCUUACUCCUCUCCUCAAGUGAGGGAGUCUUUGGUCAAAAGCUGCAUACCAAAUGAAUUUGAAAACUGCCUGAAUUUGCCAUAAUGGUUUGUAAUUCCUUCUCUCCCUUUUUUAAGGCUCCCUAGUAACUAAAAGCUGUUGAAAUAUUUUUGUAUGUUUUUUUUUUUGUUUGGAGGGUGUUUAACAGGGUCAGUACUUGAUGUAGUCUGUCUCUGCACCAACCCCCCCCCCCCCCCCCCCCCCCCAACCUUUCGGUGCUCUGGCCCUAGGCUGGCCUAUCUCAAUCCCUUGUGGGUAGAGAAUAGGCGCAUCACCUGUACACUGACUUUUGGCUCUUCCUCUGACAAGAAACUCUAAGUUGGCAGAGCACGUUGAGGUUUUGGUUUUUUAAAGUUGGCUGCCUGCUCCCUAGUCUUGGGCCAGUGUGUGGUGUUGCAGUACUUGGAGGGGAUGAGCCACCAGAUAGUGUCUCCACCCUGGCCUUGUGCUGCAGCUCUGUGUAGCUACAGGAUUUGCCUCAGGACCUCGGAUGUUUGGUCCCCAGAAAUAAUCAGUCAACACUCUGCCCUCUCUCUCUCUUUCUCCCUUCCCUCUGUUCUUCCUGUUCACUUGAUGGUCAGUCCUCUGUCCCUGACCUCUUGACCUGCACUGACACAGUUUGGAGGAAGGCAAUUAAUUGUUGGACUGCUGUGCUCAUGGAAAUGAGCCUGACCGUGUGAUGGUGAUGACACGUGGGGGUGCCCUUGGGGAUGUGGGCAGCAGUGUCUGAAGUUGUCACACUGUCCAUUUCAAGAGAACAGUUUGUAUGAAAGUGUUAUACCCAUGUUUGGUACAGUUAUCCUAUUGGUUAAAAAAACUACAAAAUAAUAAAAUAUACCUGCUAACUUGCCACAA